AAAGUCGGCAUGGAUAUGCACUGCUGUUUAUCGACCGAGGCAAUGGAAAAAAGGCGUAUCAAUGAGGAAAUUGACAAACAGUUGCGUCUGGAGAAAAAACGGUCUAAGCGCGAUCUCAAACUACUGCUAUUGGGGGCAUGCGAGUCCGGGAAGUCCACGUUCAUCAAACAGAUGCGUAUUAUCCACGGCAGCGGUUACUCGGACGAGGACAAGCGUGGGUACAUCAAGCUGGUUUUUCAGAACAUAUUCAUGGCCAUGCAGUCAAUGAUCAAGGCCAUGGAUAUGCUGAAGAUUUCCUAUGGUCAGGGAGAGCAUAGUGAACUGGCCGUUCUGGUGAUGAGCAUCGAUUACGAGACCGUUACCACGUUCGAGGAUCCAUACUUGAAUGCCAUCAAAACGCUUUGGGACGAUGCUGGCAUCCAGGAGUGCUAUAAUCGUCGUAGGGAAUAUCAGCUGACUGAUUCCACUGAAUAUUUCUUGGGUGACCUAGGUCGAAUUGAACAGGCUGAUUACUUGCCGACUGAGCAGGAUAUUCUGCGUGCUCGAGAGCCUACAUUUAAUAUUAACGUUUAUCCUUUUGAGUUGGAUGGCUAUGUGCUGAGCAUGGUGGAUGUCGCAGGACAGCGAACUGAGAGAAGAAAAUGGAUUCACUUUUUUUCGAACGUAACAUCGAUUAUAUUUUUGGCAGCAUUGUCAGAAUAUGAUCAGUUCAUGAUGGAAUCCGAAAACGAUGUAUAACUUAAAGGCAUUUUA
This is a messenger RNA of Drosophila mauritiana, 753 nucleotides long. RefSeq names its product G protein alpha q subunit-like. Gene Ontology annotation, molecular function: G protein-coupled receptor binding; guanyl nucleotide binding; G-protein beta/gamma-subunit complex binding. Bases 10 to 738 code for a protein of 242 amino acids. Lineage: Eukaryota; Metazoa; Arthropoda; Insecta; Diptera; Drosophilidae. Gene Ontology annotation, biological process: adenylate cyclase-modulating G protein-coupled receptor signaling pathway. The record is from RefSeq and is a predicted model, not a curated record. Gene Ontology annotation, cellular component: heterotrimeric G-protein complex. The transcript is spliced from 5 exons.